AUGUCUUUCCGAUCCUUCUUGUUGGGCGGUCUCAACAUACUCACUCUCUUCUCACAAUCCGCCACGGCACACCCCCACGGCCACAAUGCGCCCGUUUUCGUACGCUCAGUUCGAGCACGAGACACUUCCCAAGUAUUUCCCAACGUCGGCAACUCCACAUUCACCGUUGAGUCCGCAGAGGUGAAGUUGGCAGACGGCGCCCCCUGGCUGCCGCGGAUAGCAAAGCUGUCCGACGGCACCGUCCUGGCCGUGUCAACCCGCUUCGAAAACGGCACCGCCGACCAUGUCCUGCAGCUGUCGCGGAGCACAAAUGGCGGCCAGAGCUUCAGUCACCUCACCAACAUCGCCGAGGGUCCUGACGACAUCGACAACGGAUUCCUGCUCGAGCUUCCGGCAUCGGCCGCCUCGAGCAACUCCACGAGCAGCAAGCGCGCUUCGCUACCCAUCGUCCUCGUAUCCUACCGCGACCACGAGAAGAACGCCGACGGCAGCUACAACACGUUUCGCAUCAAGGUGGCGCGCAGCGAGAACGGGGGCCAGACAUGGAACGACCCCGUGGUGGCGGUCGAGAAGCCCGCCAACGGCAGCAAGGUCGGCAUCUGGGAGGCCUUCAUGAGAUUCACCAAGGAUGGCAAGACCAUCCAGAUGACCUACUCGGGCGAGCUGGCGCAGGACAACCAGGAGACGUUCCGUGUGACGUCGCCCGACUUCGGGGCGUCAUGGACGGCGCCCGUGAACCUGCGGCUGCACUCGACGGACCAGUCGAUGCGCGACGGCAUGCAGAGCAUCGCCGAGGUCAGCGAGGAGGACGGCACCGAGAAGCUCAUCAUGGAGCUCGAGGUCAAGGUCGGCUCCGUUGUGCACAUGGAGUACGUCAUCUCCGAGGACGACGGGGAGACCUGGGGCCACAGGGGCACCAUCUACAAGCCCGCGGGCGCCGACCACAGCGCGGGCGCCGGGCAGAUCGCCAGGAUCGGCGACACCAUGCUGGCGCUCGUGUUCCUGACCGACGAGGACUACGAGGAGGUCCAGUGGCCCGACAAAGGCGAGACCAAGGCGCUGUUCUCCGACGGCAUCCUGAGGAACGGCGCGCUGAGGUGGGCGGAGAAGCCCCUGACGGUGUUCGGCAAGGGCUCAAUCUGGCCCGGUGUGGUGCAGUGGUCGGCCAACUCGAUCAUGGCGCUGGCUUCUCAUGACAAGGCUGCGUAUGGGCGGAUCGUCAAAGUGUCGGCGUAG
This is a messenger RNA of Anthostomella pinea, 1236 nucleotides long. NCBI's taxonomy places the organism in Eukaryota, Fungi, Ascomycota, Sordariomycetes, Xylariales, Xylariaceae. The record is from the annotation of a GenBank genome assembly.